CUAGUCUCUAAGUCUCUUUCUUGACCGGGAGACCGGGAUUUCCUACCCAUCCAUUCCGAAGAACGUCUGUGUGUAGUCUGUGUUUGGGAUCGUGGGGUUCGGACCGCGGUGGUUUGUUUACCCUAUGUACUUAUGUCUACGCCGAGCCGCCGUAGAAAAGACGUGUGCCGGGUGCUCGCACCAUCACCAUGUGCAGGUUUUCCGCGCCAGUCGCCCUUCUUGUUCUGAAUAAUCAACGUCCCCACUCUACGUUUACGGUUUACACUACAAAGAACUGCUGCUGCUGCACGAACUUCGUCUCGCCGUAUCACCAUGCUUGCCUUUUGCUCUGCGUACGGCUGUACGAGCACCGGGGGCCGAUACGAUCCGCUCUUUGGAGACGGAACCAUCGGGCAAACGCCAGGACCAAGUCAUUGUUGCAAGACAGAUCUUGAUGACGUCACAGCAGAUCCAGUAUAUGAUGCAGCAAGGGGCCUCACUCUUAAGUCGGGAAAAGCGGUAGGAACAUCACCAGAGCCAGCAUGUGAGCCGGGUCACAUCAAAGAUAAAUCUGUUCAAGUGCGACUACUAACCCACCAUGAAGCAUCACAAGCGAAUGAAAAGAAAGUUCUGUCCACAUGUGCAACACAAACAGAGCCUCAAGCUGCUUCUUCAGGGAAGGGUGUAUACUAUGGAAGCCCUGUGAUCACUCUCCGGGCCUUUUUAUUGAUGUGCUGCGGAGUAUGCAACCGUGUUCCAGUGUUCGGGUGAAACAAGGUGCCAUACAGGAUACGAGAAUGUUCCUUGUUUGUUGAGUCAUUGGAGCAAUCUUCCUCACUGGCGUCUGUGCAAGGUCAACAGCAUUCCUACGAACAGGGCAGCUGUGUGAACCUGAAGUCAACUAUGAAGAGACACCUUCGGAAACAUAUAGACAAGCCCACCUUACAGUGCCACUUGUGUCCAGCUGCAUUCGUUCACAAUUCCAAGCUCUUGGCUCAUAUGCGUACCCACACAGGAGAGCGCCCUUUUUCCUGUGUCCACUGCAAUUUCUCGUGCGUGAAGAAAGCCCGCCUUGUUGAGCACAUGCGCAUUCACACAGGAGAGCGUCCCUUUUCCUGUGUCCACUGUAAUGCAUCCUUCACGCGAAAAUGCAUACUCAAUGAGCACAUUCGCACACAUACAGGAGAGCGUCCCUUUUCCUGUGUCCACUGCAAUGCAUCCUUUUCACGGAAAGACAAACUCAAUGACCACAUGCACACUCACACAGGAGAGCGUCCUUAUUCAUGUGUCCAUUGCGAUGCUUCCUUUUCGCGGAAAGACCUACUCAAUGAGCACAUUCGCACUCACACAGGAGAGCGUCCCUUUCCGUGUGUCCACUGCAAUUUAUCGUGUGUGACGAAGUCCCGCCUUGUUAAGCACAUGCGCAUUCACACAGGAGAGCGUCCCUUUUCCUGUGUCCACUGUAAUGCAUCCUUUUUGCGAAAAAACCAACUCAACGACCACAUGCGCACUCACACAGGGGGGGAGCGUCCCUUUUCCUGUGUUCAUUGUGAUGCAUCCUUUUUGCGAAAAGACCACCUCAACGACCACAUGCGCACUCACACAGGGGAGCGUCCCUUUUCCUGUGUCCACUGUAAUGCAUCCUUUUCUCAAAAAGGUACCCUCAACGACCACAUGCGCCGUCACACAGGAGAGCGUCCCUUUUCCUGUGUCCUCUGCAAUGCAUCCUUUUCGACGAAACGCUCUCUCAAUGACCACAUGCAUACUCACACAGGAGAGCGUCCCUUUUCCUGUGACCACUGCGAUGCAUCCUUUUCGCGGAAAAGCCGACUCAAUGACCACAUGCGCACCCACACGGGUGAGCGUCCAUUUUCCUGUGUCCACUGCGAUGCAUCCUUUUUUGUGAAAUACCACCUCGUGAGACACAUCCGUAUGCACACAGGAGAGCGUCCCUUUUCCUGUGUGCACUGUGGUGCAUCCUUUGUGCAGAGAUCCAACCUCAUGAGACAUAUCCGUGCGCACACAGAAAAGCGUCGCUUUUCCUGUGUUCACUGCAGUGCAUCUUUUUCACGAAAAUACAACCUCACAAACCACAUGUCCCGUGAUCAUAAAAAGGAGAAGCCAUAAAUGAGUUUGGGGCCUAAAGGCUACCCUUAAAGAAGGGGUGAUCUAGCAGGGACGACGGAGUUUGUUCAUUAAGGGAGACAGUGAGCUUGGUUUAAGGUGAGGAAAGACGCUUGGUUUGGCAACUCACUAGCGAGAAUGGCACGUAGGCGUGGUAAGGACGAGAAGAAAGUUCGUUUUUGGUUUUAUUGCCAGUGCAGCUGGGCACCGACUCUGAUGGGCAGGGAAGAUACCCCAGCCAGGCGUUCUGUGUACUCAUUUCUCAUGAAUGUGGCUUCUUUCCUCUAACUUCCUUCACUUCCGUUUCCUCUUUCACGAACGAUGUUGAGCAAUGCUCCCUUAUGGGUUGGAGAAAUACAUGUGUUAUUCUAAA
This is a messenger RNA of Rhipicephalus sanguineus (brown dog tick), 2476 nucleotides long. Its product is annotated as gastrula zinc finger protein XlCGF57.1. The transcript is spliced from 5 exons. Bases 883 to 2106 code for a protein of 407 amino acids. Gene Ontology annotation, molecular function: DNA-binding transcription repressor activity, RNA polymerase II-specific; RNA polymerase II cis-regulatory region sequence-specific DNA binding. NCBI's taxonomy places the organism in Eukaryota, Metazoa, Arthropoda, Arachnida, Ixodida, Ixodidae. The record is from RefSeq and is a predicted model, not a curated record. Gene Ontology annotation, biological process: negative regulation of transcription by RNA polymerase II.